Molecule: messenger RNA, 1945 nt
Organism: Hemiscyllium ocellatum (epaulette shark)
Lineage: Eukaryota; Metazoa; Chordata; Chondrichthyes; Orectolobiformes; Hemiscylliidae
Product: SLAM family member 5-like
Exons: 6
Coding region: 1-1020 (339 amino acids)
Source: RefSeq, a predicted model, not a curated record
AUGGCGACAUGUAAUUUUAACACGAGAUGGGCUUCUGUGCUGCUCGUUGCUCUCCUCUCUGCCUUCUGCGUCGUUCAGAGUGAAGACAUCCACCUGUCUGUGGAUGGCUCCCUGGGUCAGUCCGUUUCCCUCCCGAUGGUGAUCCAUAACAGAUCAAUGGGGAAUGAGAUUGUCUGGAUUCAAUCUUCACCCAGAAUCAAAAUAGCAAGAUAUAUAGAUGGGCAUGUGAAAUAUUUUGGCAGUGAGGAGUACAAGAAACGGAUACAUUUGCACCCUGAGAACUUCAGUCUUCAAAUCAAUGACUUACAGAGGGAAGAUGCUGGGAAUUAUGAGGUAAUUGUAACACCAGAUUCAGGAAAGGAAAUAUCUGAGAGAGUUCGACUGGCCGUGUACGAGCCAGUGACAGGAGCUGCCAUCCAUGUUGGAAACGCGGCCAGGUGGAACUGCAAUGUGACCCUGAGGUGCUCAGUAACAACAGGCAGUAACGUCAGCUACACCUGGUGGACAGGACCAGAAAUACCAGGAAAGGACAGCGCCCAUCGUCUCUCGGGGGACGGAGAGAGUUUGCAGGUUUUGUUCACAGGGGAAACCAAUGACAGUGUUGUCAGGUGUGAGGCCAGGAAUCCAGUCAGUCACAGGACUGCACAGAUAAUUCUGAGAGAUGUCUGUCAUGGAAAUGUACCUGAGUUAUCAACAGGCUUAUCUUAUUUGCCACUGCUUCUGGUUAUAGUGUUACUAGUUGUCGCACUGUGCUUGGUAUGGUUUUGGAUGAAACGAGCUGCGUUAAGGAAAACAUGUCUGUGUUGUGAAGCUUCAAAAAAGCAGCAAGAGAUGCAAGAUAUGGACAACACAUUCACUGUUUCCUCACAAGUGCAACCAAUACCAAGACAGGAACGAAAUCACCUUCCUCCUGAAGGAAAUGAAACGAACGUGAUGCGCCAUGAGACCGAUGAGCUACCAAUGACAGUGUAUGCUACCAUCAAGCCACAUGGAAACCAAGGCCUUACAUUAAAAAUGUGAGGGAAUUCUCAUCCUGUUCAAUCCAGAUCCCAGCUUGCUCUCUACUUUGUGAGCUCAACCCAGCCUGGGUCAACAAGAAGGGAGGAUGGGAUUUAGUCCUGAGCCAUAAAGAAAAUUCCAUUCUUCCAACCUCGCCUGUGCUAGAUUUUAUAAAUCACACAACACCAGGUUAUAGUCUAACAGCUUUAUUUGGAAGUACUAGCUUUCAAACUGCUGCUUGAUUAGAUUGCCUACAGUGUGGAAACAGACCCUUCGGCCCAACCAGUUCACACUGACCUUCCAAAGAGUAACCCACCCAGACCCAUUUCCCUCUGACUAACACUACAGGCAGUUUAGCAUGGCCAAUUCCCCUGGCCUGCACGAGGGAACUGGAGCACCCGGAGAAAACCCACAGGGAGAAUGUGCAAACUCCACACAGACAGUUGCUCUGUGGCUGGAAUCGAACCCAGAUCCCUGGUGCUGUAAGGCAGCAGUGCUAACCACUGAGCCACCGUACCAUCACAUACUAAUGCUUCCAAAUAAACCUAUUGGAUUAUAACCUGAGGUUGUGUGAUUUACUAACUUUGGACACCCCAAUCCAACACCACCUCCUCCAAACCGAAUGUUAGUAGGUAUCUUUGCAGACUGUUCUGAGAUUUGUUUUGACAUCCUUUCCAUUGUUGCCUAGAACUGUGCUGAGAAAGUCAAAUGAAUCUGAAAAUGCAGCCAUUCGACGUGUGCUUAAGACAGACAGAAAGACAAAUGUAUACUGCUUUAUUUCUAUAUUUACAUCUUUACAAAAACUGCAGACAACAGAAGGAAUUGAUGCAGGAGCAGGUUAUUUCAUUCCUCAUGUCUGCACUGUAAUUGAGAAGGAUCAAGGCUGUGUGUUCAUUUGUGUACUGUUCUACACAGCAACGUUUGUAAAACUAGAAAAUAGCUCUUA